AUGUCGCAUCCAAAAGAAAUUGACAAGUCGAUCGCAAUUGAUACUAUUAUAGCUGAAAUCAAUUCAUCUCCUAACGACGAACAAAUCAAUUCAAUUUCUUUCACUUCUGAAGCACUUCAAAAUACGAUUCGUAUUGAAGGUGAAAGUUCCAAUUCAACAAAUGAAUUAUAUUGCAGUAACAUAAUUGAAGAAUCUGAAUAUAAACCAGAUGUCCCUACAGAAUUUGUACCAAUUGUAAACACUGUUUUCAAAUCACUAAAUUUGGCAGUAAAAAUGUAUACUGAUUAUGCAGAAAUGGCAGGUUUUCAUACAAGACUGAGUAGCCAAUCAAAAUACAAUAGCCAAAUAAUAAAAGAAAAAUAUGUUAUAUGCAAUAGGGGUGGCAAGGAUAAACCAAAACCUUGUGAUAUGUUGGCUACAAGUUCUGUCAAGAGGAAACCAAAUUCAAACAAGAUAAUUACCGGGUGUACAACAAAGAUUAUAUUUGAAAAUGUUUAUGGAACAACAGAUUACAAAGUUAAGAAAUUCUUUGAAAUGCACAACCACCCACUGGAAAGUAUUGAGGAAAGACCUUAUACGAAAAAUGCAAGAAAGAUGUCAUAUUCUGAAAAAGAGUUUGUAGUACGUGCAUCAAAAGCUAAAAUUGGUCCCACAAUGGCUCACAAAAUACGAGUAGUUUUGAAAGGAGGAUAUGAAUAUAUAGGGGCGAAAGUAACAGACUACAAAAACUUGUGGAGAGGAGUAAAUAGAAUCUUAUGUUACAAGGAUGCUCAAAUAAUGAUAAAUAAAAUGAAUGAUCCUAGAGAUCAUUACCCAAAUUAUUCAUUUGAGUUCCUACGUGAUGGAGAUCUGUUGGCUGCUAUGUUUUGGGUAGAUGAAAGAGAAAAGACUUUUUAUGCAGAGUUUGGAGAAGUUAUAUCUUUUGAUGCAACUUUUAGAACAAACAAGUAUAAAAUUGUAUUUGUUCCAUUCACAACAGUUGACCACCACAAGAAAUCAGUUACUGUUGGUGCUGGGUUGCUGAGUAGAGAGACAAUUGAGUCGUAUGAAUGGCUGCUUAAAGCUUUUCUUAGAGCUCAUGAAGGGAAAGCACCAAAAAUUGUUCUAAUGGAUCAAGAUGCAACAAUAAAACAAGCAGUGGAAUCUGUCUUACCAAAUUCAAGACACAGACUAUGCAUGUGGCACAUAAUGAAAAAACUGCAAGCAAAUGUUACUAGCGAUUUAUUUAAAAACAAAGACUUCAAGAAAAGAUUUAACAAGCUUGUUUGGAACAUGCAUAUCAAACCUGAUGAAUUUGAAAAGAAAUCAGAAAGCAUGAAUUCCUUCUUCAACACUUAUUCUCAAUCUGGAAAUUUACUUUUACAUUUCAUGAUGAACUAUGACACAACAAUUCAAAAACAAAGAAAUACACAACAAGAGCUUGAUCAUCAAAUAAAGAAGGCGAAAGAAAUCUAUAAAGGUUCCUGGUACUUCCAAUACAAACAUCUUGUAACAAAAAAUGAAUGGGAGUUAUACAAAGUGGAACAACUGAACAAAAACAGUGAUCUAAAAACAGAAUUUGAAGUAGAAAUAAAACUUCCAACAAAUGAUGUAAAAUGUACAUGUGAACACUUCAACCGCUUUGGGGCUUUGUGCAGACAUGCAUUCAACAUACUCAUGAAACAUGGAAUUAAGGAGAUACCUGAACAGUACAUUGAGAAUCGUUGGAGAAAGGAUGUGAUACCAAGGCAUUAUAAUUUUGGUAGACAUGUAUAUGAUACAGGAGACAGUGAAAUUAACAGAUCUGUCAAUCAAGCAUACUACAACUUUGAAGCAUGUUUGGAAUACGUAAGAAAAAAUAAAGAAAAAAUAGAUUUGUUUGUUAAGAAAACAGAAAGCAUGCUGAAGGAAUAUGAAAACGAUCCUACAAAUGAAUUGCAGAAAAAUAGGACAGAUGUUGAAGAGGUAGGAAAGCUUAUGGGCAUAACUAUUCCAAAAGACAUUGACAUCAAUGUUCCAAAUGUUCAAAGCAAUAAAGGAUGCUGA
This is a messenger RNA of Lactuca sativa (garden lettuce), 2025 nucleotides long. Its product is annotated as protein FAR1-RELATED SEQUENCE 5. Lineage: Eukaryota; Viridiplantae; Streptophyta; Magnoliopsida; Asterales; Asteraceae. The record is from RefSeq and is a predicted model, not a curated record.